AUGAAUCCCACGGAAAUAGCAGACACCACUAUAGAUGAAAUCAGUUAUUACAGCAUCUAUGACGGUAUCCCCCAACCUUGCACCAAAGAAGGCAUCAAGGCCUUUGGGGGACUCUUCCUGCCACCCCUCUACUCCCUGGUCUUUCUGUUUGGUCUGCUUGGCAAUGCGACUGUGGUCCUGGUCCUCUUCAAAUACAAGAGGCUCAAAUCCAUGACGGAUGUAUAUCUUCUCAACCUGGCCGUCUCGGACCUGCUCUUCGUCUUCUCGCUCCCUUUCUGGGGCUACUACGCUGCAGACCAGUGGGUCUUUGGCCUUGUGCUCUGCAAAAUGAUCUCGUGGGUGUACUUGGUGGGCUUUUUCAGCGGCAUUUUCUUCAUCGUGCUCAUGAGCAUUGACCGCUACCUGGCCAUUGUGCACGCGGUAUUCUCCUUGAAAGCGAGAACUGUCAAAUAUGGGGUGCUCACCAGCGUGGCCACAUGGGCAGUGGCCAUCAUCGCCGCCCUCCCCAACCUCUUAUUCAGCACUUCUUACUCGGAGCGCAACCACACCUCCUGCAAAAUCAAGUUUGCUUCCAACGCCACCGGGUGGAAGGUCCUGAGCUCCCUGGAGAUCAACGUUCUGGGGCUGGUGCUGCCCAUGGCGGUCAUGCUGUUCUGCUACUCCAAGAUCAUCAGGACCUUGCAGCAGUGUAAGAACGAGAAGAAGAACAAGGCCAUCAAGAUGAUCUUGGCCGUUGUGGUCCUCUUCCUGGGAUUCUGGACCCCCUACAACGUGGUCCUGUUCCUGGAAAGUCUUGUGGAGCUGGAGAUCCUUCAGGACUGUGCCUUGGAAAGACAUCUGGACUACGCCCUCCAGGCCACCGAGACGCUGGCUUUUGUGCACUGCUGCCUGAACCCCAUCAUUUACUUCUUUCUGGGGGAGAAAUUCCGCACAUACAUUGUGAAGCUCUUCAAGAGCUGUAAGGGCCCUCUAGGGUUCUGCCAAGACUGCAGAUUCCUCCAGGCUUCUUCCUCUGACACCCCCAGCUCUUCCUACACACAAUCCACUGUGGAUCACGACCGCUACGAUGCCCUGUAACACGAAAAAAGCCUCCAAAGUAGGUGAAAAAGCUUCCCCAGUUAA
Molecule: messenger RNA, 1122 nt
Organism: Suncus etruscus (white-toothed pygmy shrew)
Lineage: Eukaryota; Metazoa; Chordata; Mammalia; Eulipotyphla; Soricidae
Gene: CCR4
Product: C-C motif chemokine receptor 4
Exons: 1
Coding region: 1-1077 (358 amino acids)
Biological process (GO): chemotaxis; immune response; inflammatory response
Cellular component (GO): membrane
Molecular function (GO): C-C chemokine receptor activity
Source: RefSeq, a predicted model, not a curated record